AUGAGUGCAGCGCAAAAAGAACUGCUAAAGAUCAGCCAAGACAAGGAUGCCUACAAGAGCAUGCUCGAGAAACUCAUUGUUCAGUCAAGCUUCCAGCUCUUGGAAGAUAAGGUCUACGUCAUUUGCAGAGAGUGCGAUAAAUCUACUGUUGAGGGUCUAUUAGACAACGUAGAAGCAGCAUACAAAGGUGCUACUGGAAAGUCUCUCUCAAUCUCAGUUCAUCCUUCAAAAUCCCUUCCUAAGGACUGUGCUGGGGGUAUCAAUCUCUGCAACAUCAACGAGUCCAUUACUAUUUCCAACACCCUCGAAGCGCGACUGGAUAUGUUGGCAAAAGCGGGCCUUCCUCAAAUGCGCGAAACUCUCUUCGGAUCAAACCCCAACAGAAAGUUCAGAGACUAA
Molecule: messenger RNA, 399 nt
Organism: Oikopleura dioica
Lineage: Eukaryota; Metazoa; Chordata; Appendicularia; Copelata; Oikopleuridae
Source: the annotation of a GenBank genome assembly